UUCACCCCGCUCCUCGUCUCUCUCUCUCUGUUCCCCAUCUCGCCGCUUUGUGUUCACCGUCGCUCCUCCGAUCAUGGCUGCUCACUCCACCGAAGAACCGUUCCCCUUCCACGGGCUGCUCCCCAAGAAAGAAACCGGCGCCGCGUCUUACCUCACCAGGUUCCCCGAGCACGAUGGCCGAGGGGUGCUCGUCGCCAUCCUCGACACCGGCGUGGACCCCGGGGCCCCCGGCAUGCAGGUCACAACAGAGGGGAAGCCAAAGAUCAUCGAUAUCAUCGAUACGACAGGCAGCGGUGACGUGAACAUGGCCACAGUGGCAGAACCUCAAGACGGAACAAUCGCAGGCCUUUCUGGCAGAACACUUAAGAUUCCUCCUGCUUGGGUCAAUCCUUCAGGGAAGUAUCGCAUUGGAGUUAAAAAUGGCUACGAAUUCUUCCCUAAGGCUCUUAAAGAAAGAAUACAGAAAGAGCGAAAGGAGAAGAUAUGGGACCCACCACACAGAGCGGCGCUUGCUGAGGCCUCCCGAAAGACAGAAGAGUUUGACCUUUCUCACCCAACGCCCUCACAGAUGGAGAAGUUGCAGAAAGAAGAGCUGCAGAGUCAGUCAGAGCUGCUGGCAUCUCUAGAAAAGAAGUACAGUGAUCCUGGUCCUGUAUAUGACUGUGUGCUUUGGCAUGAUGGAGUCACAUGGAGGGCUGUCGUGGACACUUCAGAAUGUGGAGAGCUGUCCCAGUGCACUGUGCUGUGCUCCUACAGAGAGACUCAAGAAUACGCCACAUUAGGAAAUGCUGAGAUGCUUAACUACUCUAUUAAUAUUUAUGAUGAGGGAAAUACACUCUGCAUUGUCACCAGUGGAGGGGCUCAUGGGACACAUGUGGCAAGCAUCGCAGCAGGUUACUUCCCAGAGGAACCAGAGCGCAAUGGUGUGGCCCCCGGUGCCCAGAUCCUGGCUUUGAAGAUUGGAGACACCCGCCUUAGCACCAUGGAAACAGGCACAGGACUCAUCCGUGCAAUGAUUGAAGUAAUCAACUACAAGUGCGACCUGGUAAACUACAGCUAUGGAGAAGCCACUCAUUGGCCCAAUUCAGGGAGGAUUUGUGAGGUGAUCACAGAGGCUGUCCAGAAGCACAAUGUGAUAUUUGUCUCAAGUGCAGGAAACAACGGCCCUUGUCUCUCUACUGUUGGCUGCCCAGGGGGAACCACUAGCAGUGUCAUAGGAGUUGGAGCGUAUGUGACUCCAGAUAUGAUGGUGGCAGAAUAUUCUCUAAGGGAGAAACUCCCAGCUAACCAGUACACUUGGUCGUCCAGGGGCCCCAGUACAGACGGGGCCCUGGGGGUCAGCAUCAGUGCCCCUGGUGGUGCCAUUGCGUCUGUACCCAACUGGACUCUUCGUGGUACCCAGCUGAUGAACGGGACAUCCAUGUCAUCGCCUAAUGCCUGUGGAGGCAUUGCACUAAUCCUCUCGGGUCUGAAGCAGAACGGGAUCCAUCCCUCUGCUCCUGCGGUCAGAAGAGCGCUGGAAAACACAGCUCUGAAGGUUGAUGACAUUGAGGUUUUUGCACAGGGCCAUGGAAUAAUCCAGGUGGACAAGGCAUUAGACUACCUCACUCAACAUGCCUCUUUACCCACGAGCCACCUUGGCUUCUCAAUAAGCGUGGGAACACAGAGAGGUAUCUACCUCAGGGACCCAUGCCAAAUGCUUGCCCCUUCAGAUCAUGGAGUAGGAAUUGAACCCAUCUUCCCAGAGAACACAGAAAACUCUGAGCGAAUCUCCUUGCAGCUGCACUUGGCGCUCACAUGUGCUGCCCCUUGGGUCCAGUGUCCCUCGCAUCUAGAGCUGAUGAACCAGUGUCGUCACGUCAAUGUCCGCAUCGAUCCUGUCGGACUGAGAGAGGGAGUGCACUACACAGAGGUGUGUGGGUACGACACAUCAGCACCAACCUGCGGCCCACUGUUCAGAGUUCCCAUCACGGUUAUUAUCCCUGCCAAGGUGACGGAUAAUCGUAAUCAGGAGGUGUGUUUCACGGACAUCCACUUUAGACCAGGUCAGAUCAGACGCCACUUCAUCACCGUUCCUCAGGGAGCCUCCUGGGCAGAGAUUACACUGACCUCUCAUUCAGGAGACGUGUCGUCAAAGUUUGUUCUCCAUGCCGUGCACCUGGUCAAACAGAAGGCAUACAGAGCUAAUGAAUUCUACAAGUUCUCUUCACUAUUGGAAAGAGGCUCGUUAACAGAGGCUUUUCCUGUGCUGUCUGGUCGGAUAGUAGAGUUUUGCAUUGCUCGCUGGUGGGCGAGCCUGGGUGACGUCACAGUGGACUACAGCAUCUCGUUCCAUGGACUCAACACAUCUCCUUCUCUCUUGCACAUACUUGCAUCAGAGGGAGUGACGAGUUUUGAUGUGUCGUCGCCUCUGAGGUACGAGGAGGUUUCGCCCGCUAUUACCCUCAAGUCCUGGGUUCAGCCUCUCAGGCCUUUAAGUUCAAAGAUAAAAGCUUUGGGAAUGAGGGAUGUUCUACCCAAUAACAGACAACUCUACGAGAUAGUCCUCACCUACAGUUUUCACCAGCCUAAGAGUGGAGAGGUUACCCCCAGCUGUCCCAUGCUGUGUGAGCUGCUGUAUGAGUCUGAGUUUGACAGUCAGCUCUGGAUGCUGUUCGAUCAGAACAAGAGACUACUGGGCUCAGGAGACGCCUACCCACACCAGUAUUCCCUGAAGCUGGAAAAAGGGGACUACACCGUGCGACUGCAAGUUCGCCACGAGCAGACCAGUGAGCUCGAGCGACUGAAGGACCUGCCAUUUGUGGUGUCUCACCGUCUGUCCACCACCCUCAGUCUAGAUGUGUACGAGUCGCAUCGAGCCGCCCUCAUGGCCAAGAAGAAGGCCAACUCUGUCACCCUGUGCCCGGGUACCACUCAGCCUUUCUACGUCACAGCCUUGCCAGACGACAAGAUCCCCAAAGGGACGAGUCCAGGCUGCUAUCUCUCAGGCUCCCUCGUUGUCUCCAAGAGCGAGUAUGGCAAGAAAGCAGGGCAGGCCUCUGCAAAACGACAAGGAAAGUUUAAAAAGGACAUCGUACCAGUCGUUUACCAUCUAAUUCCUGCUCCCAACAAAACAAAGAAUGGAGGGAAGGAGAAGGACAAGGAAGCCGACAAAGAGAAAGAUGUGAAAGAGGAAUUUGCAGAAGCCAUGCGGGACAUGAAGAUUCAGUGGAUGACAAAGUUGGACUCCAGCUCCAUCUAUGAAGAACUGAUGGAAAACCACCUGGAUUACCUUCCGCUGCAUGUGCAAAGACUGCACCAGCUGGACUCCGAGAAGGAACGUGUCAAACGUCUCAGGGAGGUGGCGACAGCUGCCGACAUCGUCAUCUCCCACAUUGACCAGACAGCCCUGGCUGUUUACCUGACCAUGAAGACAGACCCUCGGCCCGAGGCCGCCUCUAUCAAGACUGACAUGGAGAAGCAGAAGUCGUCUCUGCUGGACGCUCUUUGUAGGAAGGGCUGUGCGCUGGCUGACCAGCUCCUGCUGCCCCCCGCGCUGCAGGAAGGUGCCGGUGCCCUCGCCAUGGAACAAAUAACAACAACAACAACUACUACUACUACAACAACAACAACAACUACAACAACAACAGCAGCAGCAGCAGUAGAGGAGGAGGAGGAGGAUGGGUUGCAGGUGGCGAGCAGUUCUGACGACGCCGUGCAGAGCGUGGCUAAAGCUCUGACAGAUACGUUUUGGGAGGUGCAGAAGUGGGCAGAGCUAACUGACUCCAAGGUGUUGAUGUUUUCAUACAAACAUGCUCUUGUGAACAAGAUGUACAGCCGGGCCUUAAAAUACGCCUCAAAGAUGGUGGAGGAGAAGCCCAGCAAAGAGAACAUGAAGAACUGCAUCCAGCUAAUGCGACAUCUACGAUGGACACACUGCGCGACCUACAGUGAGAACUGGCUUCCUGUCAUGUACCCCACUGACUACACUCCUUACUAGGCACACACAGACACACACACACACAGACACACACACACAUGCAUGAACAACAUGGCCAUUCACGGUCCAUUACAUGGUUAGUUUGAUAUUGUGUCCCUCAGGGUCACAUGGUCUAUGCAUCUGACCAACCAGCUGCCUCCUGAGAAUUUCUUUAUUUCAGAUUGAGAUGUAGGUGAACACCAAAAUGAAGGACAACGCUGUGUGUAAACCGUUUGAUACACUCAACACCUUAUGAGACAUCUUAGCUGGAUGUUGUCUUUUAUUUUGGUGUUACCUACACAUGUGGAGGCUUUCAAUCCACCCACCCUCCCCCUCGGCUGUUUGGGCCCCAUAUCAAUAACCUCAUUCUCUCAUGUAAAUACUGUGAAAGGGCCAGUGUGGACUCCAGGGAUUCGUCCCAACUCUUUAAAAACACUGAAGUCACUUUCAGAAAAACCACAACAGAAUGAUGCGUCAGUGAGAAGUCGGGAGGACUCGCUGCUGCACAUGCUGGGACAUACGAGGGCAGGCAGCUGCCUGAUCCUGGAAUCAAAAGGAAAGGAGUCUCGGACAGAACUUAAUCUUGUCUCUUUGUUUUUUAACGGCUCCAGGAUGGCCGGGUUUAUACAGUCAACGUUGAAUCUUGUCUGUCUUGAGACCUGAUUACACAGUCUCAACACACAACAGUGCUGAGGUGCCUUUCUACAUGUACCUUACCUUCUCUGAUGGGACGAAAGAUGAAGUGCAAGGGUUUUGACCACUGACCGCUGCAGAAUCAGCAGCGUCAGUCAGCACUCCGCCACUUGCCGUCAUUUCUCCCAUCAGCCUUUGGUGUCAAUAUGGUUUUUAAGCUUGUAUCAGCAGUGUGAUGUGUCCGGGCACCUUAAGCAGGUUGUUGGUGACUUGUCAGGAACCUACAAACCUGCUCUCUUGGCUUCUACCUCCAGAGGUGUUGUUCACCCACGUCACACUGCUGUAACCCAAACACCACAUUUGACUCCAUCACACAGACCUCACUUAACACAGUUGCAGUUGGAGGAAGCGAUAGGAUGAUCACAUCACAUUUCACUGUAAAAUGUUCAUGUCGUAGUCCAGUUUUUUCUCUGCUGCAUUUAAAAUGUUGCAUUUGUACACAAUGUCAUGAAAUGUACAGACACACGUAACAUAAAAAUAUUAUGAUGCAAUAGGUAUAUAAUACAAAUAUUAUUCUAAUCAAUGUAUUUUGCAUAUAUGCAUGUCUUCUAGGAUGUAAGAAAAAAUAGUUUUAUUUGGAAGAUUUUUAGUCAGAAACAAGAUUUUGACAAUAUCCACUUUCUUAGUGUGUGUUUGUGAAUGAUUUUAUGUGAACCUGUGAGCAUAUUUUGUGUACAUGAACAGAACUAAAACGAUUGCCAUUUAGGGGGUUCAUCAGAAGUUUAUUUAAUUUUUUCUUCAAACACAUUAUUUACUUGGAAGGACUAAGCCAGUGGUUUUGUAUGUUUUAUUAUAAAUCACAUCACAGUGAACCAUUGUGCUCAUUUGGUUAUUUUAGACUUUUUAUUUUGGAGCUAUUCUUCCAGAUAAUCUUUGGUUUCCAUUCAUUUCUUUCCAUGAUGAACAUUGAGUCUGAAUUUAUUCAAAUUUCUCCGUCUUCUUACACUGGCCAUCGAACAUCAAAUCGUAUCCGUUUCACACAGCAACCGUCUGUCUGAGCUCCUCACUGGUUUGUGCACCUUUGUGUGCACCAAUCAGAUUUUAGCAAUAUUUGAAUCUGAAUCAGCUGACAGUUCUGGUGAAAGAGACAUUUCCACAGUUUCAGUUUGUCGUGGGUUAGACUAAGUAAAAUGAGUGCGCUGCCAGUUUUCAUUGCUCUUGUGUAACAUUACUGGACUCACCAUGCACAGGUUUUUUUUUAAUGUUUAAGUUGAUACAGGCCAAUCAGAGAUGUAGUUUUCUAUGUCUGGCACCUACAUUACCCACAAUGCUGACAGUUCAGUCCGUGAUUUAGAUGUGUAAUGUUAGUAGCCUGCGUACUGUAUGUAGCCUGGAGCUUCUAACCUCAAGUAGACACGAGGAAGAGGCUGCAGAGCUCGAUUAUUUCAAUCAGCUCAAUGUCAACUUCAUUGUUUUCAGACUUUUCAGUUUCCCCCUGAAGCUUCAUCUUACUUGUGUCAUAGCGGCUACUACCCGAGACCUGAGAACAGACUUUAAUGUGGAAAUGAGUGGAGUUCCCCUUUGAGCAAGUGUGAAACCCGCUUAUUUUCGAUGUCAUAUGGAAAUGAAUGGAUGGAUCGAAUAGUUGCACAAAAUUGAUGCCUUUGAAAAUGGUCAACAUUAAUUUGAAGUGAUUUUUAGUUAAGGAGCUAACACAUGAAAAAACCCUGCUAUGGUCCUUUUUAGAAUGUUUCACCCAACCCACGUAACAAUCGAGGACUCGUGGCUCUUAGUUUUUAGCUUAUUGAGCUAAAUGCUAAAGAUACGAACACGUUCAGUCGUUUCCUGUUUAUAUUUGUGAUAGUUGUCCCUAUUUUCACUUAUGUAAAAACAAACUGAGUUCCUGCCACACGUUGUAGUAUAGUCAGUCUAACCAAAGAAGGUUUUUCCCCAUGUUAAUUAUGAAGGCUGAAAAGUUUUAUCAGUAAAACUAAAGAUGGUGAAAUUGGACAUUUAACGUGUAGAAGAAGGAAAUAAGGAUAUACAGUAAUGUUUGUACUUAAUGGCGUCGUCUUUCCCUGAGGUUUUUUCUGUUGUCUCACAAGUGGAAGGUACAAACUUAAGAAUGUAAAAGCAGCUGCUUUCAAGCCGAGGCCUUUAGUCCUCAUGGGUAUAAUCAAUCUUUUCUGGGAUGACCAAUAAAUGCGCAGCAAAUCAGUGGUCACAACUCAUGUUGACCCGGGGGUAGCAACACUUUGCGUUUCUGUUUUUAGCUGUGAUUUGUUUUCACUUUUUGCAGCAGCCUCAGCACAGGCCUCUCCAAGUGCACAUGGAUUUUACAGGAGCGAUGUGGUUUUGGUUUUUGAAAAAAUGUGUGUCGAUCAUUUUUACAUCUUUGCAUCUUUUCUGUUCUGUAUUCUGUGUCAUUUUUUUCACCUUUUCUUCCUCCUGUGUUCGGGUUUUGGUUCAGACAGACGUCAUGUUCAGGGCUCAGCAGUCGUCAGUACGCGUUGCCAGUGACAGUCUCUCCGAGAACGGCCUUAACUUUCACCGCAGGACUGAACCGUCCAGUUCUGGCACCAGACAGUCGCCUCAUAUCUGUUGCUCCGCACUCCGCUGGUGUCAGGAAGAAUUUAAACUUCUGGAUGUUGAGUGUUUGUAUUUAUAGUCAUGAAAUGUAGUAAAUGCCAAUGUUUUACAGAAUGUUGAUGGGAUGAGGUUGAAUGCUCUCAGUAUUAUUUUAUACCCAUUCUUCCUCCAUAACAUGUGGGAAAGACCUGAGCUACUGUCGCAACAUUUUCUGCUCACAUGGAAUUCAAGUCACAAACAAGGAAAAUGACACUGAAUAAAAAUUAUUCGGAAGAAA
Molecule: messenger RNA, 7457 nt
Organism: Hippoglossus stenolepis (Pacific halibut)
Lineage: Eukaryota; Metazoa; Chordata; Actinopteri; Pleuronectiformes; Pleuronectidae
Gene: tpp2
Product: tripeptidyl peptidase 2
Exons: 29
Coding region: 74-3979 (1301 amino acids)
Biological process (GO): proteolysis
Cellular component (GO): cytosol
Molecular function (GO): tripeptidyl-peptidase activity; serine-type endopeptidase activity
Source: RefSeq, a predicted model, not a curated record